AUGUCAACAGCGAAAGAAGAAAACAUGAUGCCAGAAUUUAUUGAAAAAUUGGAAAAAUCUCUAAAGUUAGAUGAUAUAAAAAGCUUCGAUUACUCGCAAUUUGGAAAUCUAAACCGUAUUGGCGAGGGAGGUUUUGCAGUCGUUUAUUCGUCAACUUUUAACGGACAGAUUUAUGCGUUAAAAAGUCUAAAUUUGAAUUUGAAAUUCGAAGAGAAAGAGUUCAGACAACUUAAACGUGAGAUUAAGUGCCUUUAUACAAUCGAAAGUCAUCCUAAUAUUGUUAAAUUUCAUGGAAUCUCUAGAGAGAAAUCAAAAUUCGAUGAUUUUGAUCUAUAUUAUGUUGGUAUAGUUCAAAUUAUCACGCUGAAAAUGGCUGAAUGGUAUGUACUUGAAAAUAUUUUAUUCCUUGCCCUUUUCUGA
Messenger RNA from Dentiscutata erythropus, 420 nucleotides. The record is from the annotation of a GenBank genome assembly. NCBI's taxonomy places the organism in Eukaryota, Fungi, Glomeromycota, Glomeromycetes, Diversisporales, Gigasporaceae.